GCGAAAACUCAAAGAUCUCAGGUCCUGAACUCUGCACACGAAAUUUUAAAGGGGCUUUCAACUCCCAACUCCAUUAUCCGGAUCCAUGACCUGCCAUGACCUGCCGCACUGCCAGCGGAGAGUGCGAUGUAAAAACUGACGGCGACCCAAACCCUCAUUUCAAGCGUCCUGAAAUCGACCAAGCAAUACACAUAGACCAAAAAAAGAUCGUGGAAGACUGUAUGGAAGAGAAAGGUGAAAGAAAAGAACUUCCAGAGCUGCGCGGUCGUGAUAGGGGUCGUCCUCCCAUAUUGAAGAAAAAGAAAAGCUCGUACGACUUGCGCGACAUCUUUCAAACUCAAGAGGCGGCUUCAUCUGCCUCUUCCGAAUCGUCGCCAGUCACGAGCAACAUUUCAUCGCCGGUCAUCCCAUCACCAGACAUGAACAAAGUCAUUUCACCAGCUGAAAUUAUCACCGCACCUGUUCAGCAGCAGCAGACGACUCCACCCAACCGCAGCCAGAUCAGGGGUUUAAGAUAUUUCCGGGCGAUUUUCGUGCAGCAUACUGCUCAGAGUUGCGAGCGGCAAAGAAGGAAAGGACCGCGCGAAACAGGCGAAAAUGACCCACUUGUUCUAACUAAUUUCAAACUCCACCUUCCCGUCUGGACUUCUACACCCUUAGUCUAUGACAGAUUAGAUCAACCUCGUCGACCGUACUGGGACUCGCCGGAUAUCUUCCAUGAUAUAGUGCGACUGCGAGCUGAAAGUGCUAAUGUCAUCACUAAACGACUGACGUUCGUCGAGGACCAGGGCAUCGUCCGAGAAGAUGUCGAUACUAACCCAGUCGUUCUCAUGGGGUACAAGAGUGAUGUUGGAAUCAAUAGACAAGCGUUUGCAGUAGAGGUCUGGCGAAAGUGA
Messenger RNA from Suillus bovinus, 896 nucleotides. RefSeq lists its product as uncharacterized. The transcript has 5 exons. Bases 96 to 896 code for a protein of 266 amino acids. The record is from RefSeq and is a predicted model, not a curated record. NCBI's taxonomy places the organism in Eukaryota, Fungi, Basidiomycota, Agaricomycetes, Boletales, Suillaceae.